This is a messenger RNA of Chenopodium quinoa (quinoa), 2598 nucleotides long. RefSeq lists its product as uncharacterized. Bases 475 to 2598 code for a protein of 707 amino acids. The transcript is spliced from 5 exons. The record is from RefSeq and is a predicted model, not a curated record. Lineage: Eukaryota; Viridiplantae; Streptophyta; Magnoliopsida; Caryophyllales; Amaranthaceae.
UUUGUCGAAUUUACCACCUCCAAAAAAAAACAUUUACUUUACCACCUCAUAAAAAAAUUAAACAUCAGUUUUACCACCUCAUCUGAGCUCAGGUGACGGAAAACGCUUGUGGGGCCCAGUUAACUGUCACUUCCCUCCAAUUUAAUUCUUUUAAAAUCGAUUUCCCUCUGUCUCCUCCUUUUCUCACCUUCCACCUUCCAUAAUCAAUGUCUCACCAAAUUUCUCACUUCCUCAUCAAUUUUCGUCUCUCUCUCCUUUGAUUUUUCUUGAUUCUCACUGUAACUGCUUCUCUCUCCUUUGAUUUUUCUCUUUCUCUCUGUAAAAACUGAAACCCUAGAUCAAUUUGGGUGGUUGAAAUCGAGCUGGAACCACAAAAUUGCAACACAUCAGCUUCUCUUGUCAUCUUCCACAGUAUGAGGGGACCAAAAGCUUGGUAAUUUGCUGACAGAAAUCGAGAUUCCUGACUACAAGAGAAUGGACACAGUGGACUUAAAAAUUACAGUAGGGGGUGCCUUUAUACCUUCUUUAGCUGGUAAAAAUAGAAGGGUGUUAACUUGGGAUGGUGGGUGGGUUUAUUGGAUGAGAAAAGUGGAAAAAAAUAAGAUAGAUGUACACUUUUUGAGGCAAGCAGCUAUACAUGGGUUUGUGUAUGUGAAUGUGAAGGUUCCUAGGGGGUUUAGUUGCUGGUAUAAACAAAAGGGCAAGUCUUGGGUGAAUGGUAAAAGGGAGCUUGUUGAUGGUGAGGUGAAUGGUUUCCUAGAGUCUGUGAACAAAGAGGGGGCAUGUGAGAUGUAUGUUACCAGUCAUGAGCCAAUUGAAGGGACUAACAAAACACCCUUCAAAUGUAUAGCUGGGAAUGAGCUAACCCCUGCACAAAGGAAGGAACUGAAAAAGAGGUUUGGUGGGCCUAAAGUAUAUAAACCCAGCCCAGAACUUAGUAAGCCCACUGAAGAAGAGCCAUUUAGGAGAAGCCCUAGGUUAAAAGGCAUUGUUAUACAUGACAGAGAGGCUGAGGAGAGGCUUCCUAGGGCAGAGAAAGUGAAUGCUAAUACACAUAAAGGGAAAGGUAAACUCACUGCUGCAGAUAAGGGUAAGGCUAAGGUUGGGGAUGAGACUGGAAAUUUUGCUAAUUUAGUGAGAAAAAUAAAAGAAAGAGUGAGGAGCUUAAGGGAUGACAGUGAUGUGUUUAGUGAUGAGGAUGGUGAUACAGAGUCUUCUGAUUCUGAGUUGAGUGAUUUUGAGUUAGAAGUUGAUGAGGGAGAGGAGGACUUAUACUCUGAUGAUGAUGAACAGUGGUUGAAGAAAAAUUUAGACCAUAUUAACAGUGAGGUGAAAGGCAGUUUGAGGGGAGUUACUGAAGGAGGGGAUCAAAGUGAUGAUGAGGACACAGGGUUUGACAUAGAAAGAAAUCUACAGAAAAUUGAAGUGAGGGUUGAAGAGGAGGCAACUUGUGAUUCUGAUGAGCUAAAGACUGUGGAAGGUGAUUCAGAUGAUGAUCAGGGUAGUGUUACUUGGUUUAACCCUGAGACAGACUUUGAAAGGGCUAUCAAAUUUGUAGUUGGUCAAAGGUUCAGUGAUGUGCAAACAAUGAGAAAAGCUUUGAAACAACAUGCAAUUGAAAAUAGGUAUGAGUAUUACCUCCUUCACAAUGAUUCAAAGAGGCUAACAGCAUAUUGCAAAAGGAAAUGCAAGUGUGUGUAUAACAAGAACAGUUGUAGGAUAGUGAAGUGUACAUGUAGUAAGGGUGUUAGGUGUAGGUUCAAGUUUUAUGCAACAAGGCUUGUGAAAUCAGAGGCUUGGCAAAUUAAGACACUAAGGCUGAAGCAUAGGUGUGUUAGGAGUAAAAUGAACAACAAGGUGACAGCAGAGUUCCUUGCUGACAGAAGCAGGGCAAAGCUUAUAAUAUAUGGCUCUUCAUCAGAGCAAUACUCAAAGGUUUGGGACUAUGGGAAGGCACUGCUGAAAUGGAACCCAGGGAGUGAGUGUAAUGUGGUGGUGGAUGAUAUUAAUCAAAUUGAAAGACCAAUUUUUAUGAGGAUGUUUGUGUGCUUAGCUGCACUUAGGGAUGGAUUCAUUUCUGGUUGCAGACCAGUAAUUGGGGUGGAUGGGUGCCAUCUAAAAGGGGCAUACCCUGGGCAGAUCUUGGUUGCAGUUGGAAAAGAUGGCAAUAAUUCCAUCUUCCCAAUUGCUUGGGCAACUGCAGAGAUUGAGAACAAGGACAGCUGGUGCUGGUUUCUGGAGAGCUUGCUCAAGGCACUUUGUGUGUAUGACCAAGGAGAUGGCUUGACUUUUAUAUCUGACAGACAGAAAGGUCUCAUAGAAGCAUUUGCAGAUGUGGCCCCCAAAGCUGAGCUCAGAUUUUGUGUGAGGCAUAUUUGGUCAAAUUUCAAACUGAAAUUUCAUGGUGCAACUUUCAAGGAAUUGUUCUGGGUUGCUGCUAGGGCAAGCACUCUGUUUGAGUUUGAAGUUGCUAUGGAAAGUAUCAAUUUUUUGGAUGAAGAAGCAUACCAGUGGUUGUCAAACAUUGACCCCCAGCACUGGUCAAGGCAUGCUUUCUCUACAAACUGCAAGUCUAACAUGUUGUUAAAUGGGAGUUGA